This is a messenger RNA of Dentiscutata heterogama, 138 nucleotides long. The record is from the annotation of a GenBank genome assembly. NCBI's taxonomy places the organism in Eukaryota, Fungi, Glomeromycota, Glomeromycetes, Diversisporales, Gigasporaceae.
AUGGCCCUUACUCCCACCAGUACUAUGUUUACCACAUUUACCAUGAUUACCAUGGCUACUGUCACCUCAAGUUCUGAAUCAUUAGAUGUUUCUUUAUCUAAAUCAGAAUUUGAUUCAAUUGGUUCAUUUAAUUCACAA